AUGUCUUCUAGCAACCGACAAGCACCGAUGCCACCGCCGAAGCCGCGUAAUUUGGGACGUGGCCAGUUCUACCAUCAAGGAGGUACGUCAUCCGUAGCUCAUCUCGAAUUCCGUUCCUCUCUUGUGCCUCAAGUCUUUUGCUCCAAUACAUAUCAUGAAUUAUUUUUAAAGAAAAAAGGGGGAAAGAGACAGGCAAUGAUGAAUUUAUAAAUGCGACGCUUUUGCUCUUCUUCUUCUACUUCUUCUCCUUCUUCUUCUAGACUCCAUAGUUUUUUGCCACUGAGAGCAUGUCUCAAAGGGAAAAGAUCAUCUAUCAGAUGGGUUUCUAGAUAAACCCGGACAGACCAAAAAAAACUGAAAGUCUAGGGAUUCUGGUGUCUCUCUGAUUGAUGAUUUCACAGAAGUGCUACUGUGAGAGACUCUUUUCGGCGAAACAAGAAAAGGGGAGAAGAAGAAGGAGCUGGGGUGAGUUUCAAACGGACGGCGGAGCAAAAAAAUAGGAAAAAGAAAAGAGGUUUGGUUUAGUUGUGGCACCGCACUUUUUGUAACCCAGCCCAUCUCGCGUUCGGCCGUUGAAAGGCUUUGCUUUUGUGCCAUUCCAUUUUUGGUCCCGGGCGUCCCAACUGGUCUCUCUUUCCUUCCUGACGCCGGGACCAACAAAAGUGCGUUUUGCGUUUUAGUGUCCCCUUACCCCGAGGCCAACCGCCCAUUCCUGCUUAUUGCAUUUUGAGCAAGCGCGGCAGGACCCGAGAAAAAACUGCAUAUAUUCUGUUAUGUGAGUGCUUUGGGCGGUUGGUCGGAUGUGGAGGAGUGGUGGUGGUGAUUUGAGAAUUGGCUUGAGCUCAACCUCGGAUUUUCUGAAAGUUCCACUUCUAUUUUAUUAGUCUUCAGUUAAGUUAACCUCAUUUUUCCACACAAGAACUCCACAUUCCUUGUCGCAGAGUCAAUUCAAUUAACUCCUGAACUUUGGCUAGUCCUUCUCUCAAUUUCCGAACCUACUCCCAUUGCUCUUCGCCAACAAGAGAUAGGAAGAAGAAGAAGAAGAAGCAGUCGUCUCUUUCUCGCAUGUCACGUUCAUUUUUGAUGAGAAGUCGUAAACUCGAUUACGGUUGCCGUCCUCGAGUAAAAUGACGAGAGGUAGAUGAAGUUCACUAGCUCAGACCUUUCACCGAGCGCAUUCGGCUUCAAGUGUGAGCUUUCACUCUCUCUCUCUCUCUCUCUUUCGCCUGAUAGAUCCUCGCCCUGAGCGUUGGUCAAAACCACUUCACCCGGCCAAGAAGUGGUUCUUCACCAAACGCACAAAAAAUAUGUGCCAAAAGUUUUUGUCCGAGAAGCAGCUGCACUCCGCCUUUCCCUCGCUCCCUUCUCUUCGGUAGAUGUCAUCAAUAAUUCUGUCCAAACAUGCUUUAAACUCAUUGUUCUUCCUCUCCUUAUCCCCUGUCGCUUCAAAACGUCACGUUCCUCUCUUUUCCUUUCCCCUCCUUUUUUAUUUUUCGGCGCCCACUUUCGGUGCCACGAAUGGACGGCGGGAGCCGGAGGAGCAAAAAAACGACGUGGGUGCUAGCAGUGCUAGCAGCUCCUGCCAUUCCAUUUUUAGUUCAUUUUCAUCUCAUUUACAAUGCGUACAUAUCGCGUUACUCAAACACUUUUCGGGCGUCGGAAAACCUUUGGUGCUGCCGCCGCACUUUUAAUGGUCUCUUGUUUUCAGGGUAUCUGACCCCUCAGGACAGCGACACGGACAGUGGAAUCAGCGCCGAUUGUGACCAGGGAUCGCCGAGAGCUGCUCAAGGGUUUGGCACCACAAACGGAGGACACAGUGGACAGUUCGGCAGCUCGAGGAGGGUGACAGGUACGGUUCGAAUUCUAUUUGAGAAUUCGUAGUGUUAUGUUUAAUAAUCGCAAUCAAAAUUCCAGAUCUGCCUCCAACUUCCUAUCAAACUUUGCGGAGCCAAUCCUCCGCAGACUAUCUAACUCCGAACUCGGCUCGCAAGAUUGCCAGCUACAGUACGACACCCCGUCGGCUGCCGCUCCAACCCCAACAACAGCCUGCUCCGCCAACAAGCACAAAGACCAAGUAUCGGGUCAGAUUUGCCGAUGAAGUGGACAGUGGCGCGUCGACGUCGAGCGGAACCUCCUCCACGCACAUUUCGCCGAGAAAUGACCCGCAAGAGAUGAUGAUGAAUUCGGGUAAGUGUCAAAUGCUCUAUUAUACUAGAUUCGGUCCCUGUCCAUAAGAAUAAGAAAAAAAAAAAAUCAUUUUGCAGCUGUCAACGCGCCACAAAUCACCACCAACUUUCAUCAACCCGCGGCGGUCUAUAAACAGAACUCGGGUGAUACAAAGCCUGUUGUGAGCAACAAUGACUUCGCUCCAGUGAACAGGACGCCCCCGACAUCUUCAAGAACUGGCACACUCCGUUAGUUUCAGUUUUCGGUCCCUUUUACUAGAUUUUGUGCGAAACCGCAAAGAAUUCCGGAAAUUCGACAGCACUGCUUCUUACCAGCUCCAUCUAAUUAAGAAACCAAACCUUCUCCUUCCACUCUUUCUUUUUCUUUUUAUUUUCAUCGUUCGCAUUUCCAACAUUUCUCCCUUUUCACGUACAAACAUUCUACCCAGACUCUGAUAAUAUCUUCCGAAAAGUUUGCGUUGACGUUGACUCGACAAAAACGAACGGAUGAAUUGGCGAAGAAGGGUCCUCUUGAGACUUGGAACUGCGAAGAACCCCGGCGUGUACAUGCACAUGCAUGUACGGCAGGCAGCAAAAACCGAAAACCGGAGCGAAGAAGGAAAACAGAAUACGAGCUACUCACAGCGCAUACAUACACAUGGCCAGCCUGCGUUUCGCGUACUAAAAACAAAAAUUGCAUUUAUUCCUGGCCUCUAGUCAACGUUUUCAUUUUAAUUUGAUGGGCUGCGACAGUUUGAAAUGCAUUUUUCAAUUUUCAGAACGAACUCCAAAUCGGCGACUCCCAAUCAGUUCGACACCGCAACCACAACCAACUUACAUGGAUCAAAUGCAGGUCGGUCUUCCCGAACCGCCACCGUACACAAUUGCAAUGCAAAGAUUGAGGUGAGUCAGAGCUUACCAAUCUUUUCACCCUACGUCCACUCAUUUUCAGAGCUGUCGAGCAGCAACCUCAAGAAUCGUUCCGCGACGCCUACAUUCGAAAGAGUGUCAACGAUACACUCCAACGCCGUUAUCGCCAGCGAAGCUCUUCUCUGCCACGUGGCAACAAGUCGUACUACGAAGGCAUUGACUCCUAUGAAAUGCAGCCACCAAUACUUCCGCCCGCUCAUCAGUCAUCUCUCAUGACGUCCAUUAACCAACUUCCAGGCAGCUUGGAUAAUCUUCAUAUCACCGUGAGUUCAAAGGAUCAAACAUUGAAGUGAAAUGAGUGACAUUUCAGAACUACAAUACGGGAAGGCGGCGGAAACUGCCAACGGCCCCAUUGAUGGGUUCCUCGUGCCAAUUACACUUGGAGAACUCGGACGAGCUGACCGCCUAUAGAGCGUUGCAAUUCCAGAUGAUGCAAGAAGAGCUGCAGCGGUCAGUUUUCGAAGGGCCACCAAGUUUGGCAAGGAGAUUUCGCAAUGACGGAUAUCUUUCAGACAGCCGCCGCCACCCCAAUCUUUCGAGCGACAGCCCACACUUUUGCGCAGAACCAACUUGCCACCGCAAGCCUUCAACAUUCCUCAUAUCACCACAACCGGACCACCGCAGAUGGGAAUGCAGGUCCCUGUGCAGUUUGAUCAGGGAGAGUAUGGGUAAGUGUAAUGGAUUGCGAAAUUUUUUGACCAGGCUAGUUUUUUGUAGAACUCAAAGUGUGAGGGCUCAGCUGGUUGCGUUGGAUCAAAGAGGUUUCCGAAGAGUUUUGGUGGAGAAAAUGAUGCCCGGACCGUUUGGUUUUUACAUUGCUACCGGUGUAGUUGCCGGACAAAGAGGUACAUUUCCCCGGUAAAACUUUUUGAGUAUUGAAAUCGUAUUUUCCAGCCGGAAUCUUUAUCUCGCGAGUCUCCCUUCCAACACUUUCGCCAAUGUUGACCGUCGGAGACGAGAUCAUCUACGUGGAUGACGAAUAUGUCAAAGGACGUAGUCUCGAGUACGUCCAAUCUGUGAUUGCCGGAAAAACAAGUGUCACAAUAACCCUUCUCCCAGCUGUCGGCCAACCACCAAUGUGCUAA
Caenorhabditis sp. 36 PRJEB53466 is the source of this 4180-nucleotide messenger RNA. The record is from the annotation of a GenBank genome assembly. Lineage: Eukaryota; Metazoa; Nematoda; Chromadorea; Rhabditida; Rhabditidae.